Oppiella nova is the source of this 1224-nucleotide messenger RNA. The record is from the annotation of a GenBank genome assembly. NCBI's taxonomy places the organism in Eukaryota, Metazoa, Arthropoda, Arachnida, Sarcoptiformes, Oppiidae.
AUUGGAUAAAUGAAUUGUUAAAUUUGCACUUUAUUGGCAAAAGUACUUAAGACUCAAACAAAAGGAAAGGCGUCUCAUUGUAGUCACAGUAGUCACUCCGCGUGUCUCAAAACAAUCAGUUAAUUAGAUAUUAAGUUAAUUACUGCGAAAAGUAAUGAAUGCCUAAACAUGUCUUCAUUUCCAACUAAUGGCGACCAAUUGAACGGCUUUGAAGAGAUCUUGCGUCGGUAUGCAAUGGAUGCAUACGAGUCGAAAGUGGAUCUCCUGAUGGAUGUGUCGCCCGAAGACAAACUAUUUCUCCUACAGUACUGUCGGUUGGAUCUGCAGCGCAUAAGGAAUUUCCACAACACUGAUCUCAAAAUAGCACCUACCGGUGCGCACAGCACUGGUGGCUACCAUUCAGACCUGAGUCCCGUCAAUAUAUUCGGGUACUCGCAGGACGUACUCGAGUCGUACCGCGAACUUCGCCAACUGUUGCCAAUCUCUGUAGGGCUGGACCUGCAUCUAAGCCCUAACCUCCCGUCCCAUACAGUGGAUCGCAUGUCGCGGGAUAUGGUGGACAUCCGGUGCCAGUACGAGGCGGAGGAGAUAUCCAUAUCGCGACCGCACUCGCCGUUCGUAACAUCGGCGCCAAUGACGCGCCUGAGUGUCUACAUACGAAUCGUCACCCGUAGGGCCGACCGCUUAGAGCCAGUCAUAGAUGCGAUCCGUAGGUACGCCGCCCACAAGGGUGUGGGCGAAAUCGGACGGGUAGUACAGACGCGAAUCGACGUCCCCUGUAAUCGGCCGGAGAUUGUGGGUCGCGGCCACUGUCUGUUGGAUCCCAUCGCCAAUCACACCGGCACUCAGAUUCACCACCACAGGGAGGGCUACAUUAAUAACAUGACGAUUACGGGGCAGCGCUUGGAGGCGGUGAUGGCGGCCCGCAAGGAGAUCAGCGACCGGUUUGUGUUGGAACUGGAGUUCGAGGUGACGGCCGCUGAUAGUAAGGCACUGCAGGUAUCGGGCGGUCGACAGUUGGAGCGGAUUUGCCGUCAGUUCGGAGUUCACAUACUCAUGAAACCCGGCCUCAAUCAUAAUCGCAGGGUUGUGGUCAUUAGGGGCACCGAUAGGGCUGUCAGUCAGUUGUUUGAUGCGCGCCAAGAGAUUGUGAAUCUCAUGAAUAACCCGUAAAUUGAUUUUUCUAUUCAAUGUUUGCGUUCAUUAUUAUUAUUAUUUUUGGUC